Molecule: messenger RNA, 1748 nt
Organism: Pyrgilauda ruficollis (rufous-necked snowfinch)
Lineage: Eukaryota; Metazoa; Chordata; Aves; Passeriformes; Passeridae
Gene: SUOX
Product: sulfite oxidase
Exons: 4
Cellular component (GO): mitochondrion
Molecular function (GO): molybdopterin cofactor binding; molybdenum ion binding; heme binding
Source: RefSeq, a predicted model, not a curated record
CCGGGACCGGGAUGGCGCUGGGGAGGGGACAACGGAGACCGGACUGGAUUGGGGACAACCGGGACCGGACCGGGCUGGGACUGGGUGGGGGCACAACGGGCACCGGGCGCGGUCGUGUCGCAGCAGAGGUCCCUGAUUGUCGCUUUCCCCGGCAGCGUUACCGGGGCUGUUUCCCGGUGCCGGUGCCCGCCCCAGCCGCGCUCUCCCGUCCCGCCGCCGCCGCCGCGAUGCUGCUGCUCCGGGCCAUGGCCGGCCGCAGGCUCCCGCCGCUGAUGCAGCUGCCCCGCCGCUGCUCCCGGUUGGCCGCCGGUAGCGGGGCCCCGGAGGGACACCGGGAACCGGCACCGGGGGGACACCGGGAAGCCAUACCGGGGGGACACCGGGGAGAGACCCCCGGGGGACACCGGGGAGAGACUCCCGGGGGACACCGGGGAGCGGCCCCGGUGCUGGCGGCGCUGCUCGGGCUCGGGGCCGUCCUGGCCUACGGAGAGCGGCAGCGGAGGACCGCGCAGGCCGCCCGCGCCGCCCCGCCCGCGCCGUUCCCCCGUUACACGCGGGCGGAGGUGGCGCGGCACCGCAGCCCGAAGGAGCGCGUGUGGGUCACCUACGGCACCGAGGUGUUCGACGUUACCGAUUUCGUGGAGCUGCACCCGGGGGGACCGGACAAGAUCCUGCUGGCGGCCGGGGGGGCCCUGGAGCCCUUCUGGGCUCUCUACGCCGUGCACGGCCAGCCGCACGUGCUCGAGCUGCUCCGCGACUACAAAGUGGGCGAGCUGAGCCCCGAGGACGCCGCGCCGCCACCGGGCGACACCGAGGACCCGUUCGCCGGGGACCCCCCGCGCCACCCGGCGCUGCGGGUGAACAGCUCGAAGCCUUUUAACGCCGAGCCGCCGCCGGAGCUGCUGACGCAGAGCUUCCUGACGCCCAACGAGCUUUUCUUCACCCGUAACCACCUCCCGGUGCCCGCCGUGGAGCCGGGCUCCUACCGGCUGCGCGUGGAGGCUCCCGGCGGCCGCGCCUUGUCGCUGUCGCUGGCGGAGCUGCGACAACGCUUCCCCAAACACGAGGUGACGGCCACGCUGCAGUGCGCCGGUAACCGGAGGUCCGAGAUGAGCCGCGUGCGGCCGGUCAAGGGGCUGGCGUGGGACAUCGGUGCCAUCAGCACGGCGCGCUGGGGCGGGGCGCGGCUCCGGGACGUGCUGCUGGCCGCCGGUGUCGGCGACAACACCGGAGACGGCGAGGAGUGGCACGUGUGCUUCGAAGGGCUGGACGCGGACGCUUCGGGGACGCCGUACGGGGCGUCCAUCCCGUUAAAACGGGCGCUGAGCGCCGAGGCCGAGGUGCUGCUGGCGUACGAGAUGAACGGGCGGGAGCUGCCGCGGGAUCACGGCUUCCCGGUGCGCGUGCUGGUGCCCGGUGUGGUCGGGGCGCGGAGCGUGAAGUGGCUGCGGAGCGUGGCGGUGUCGCCCGCCGAGAGCCCGAGCCACUGGCAGCAGAACGACUACAAGGGCUUCUGCCCGUCCGUGGACUGGGAUUCCGUGGAUUUCGGGGCCGCGCCCGCCAUCCAGGAGCUGCCGGUGCAGUCGGCCAUCACCGAGCCCCGCGCCGGCGCCGCCGUGCCCGCCGGGGAGCUGACGGUGAAGGGAUACGCGUGGAGCGGAGGAGGAAGGGAGGUGAUCAGGGUGGACGUGUCGCUGGACGGGGGCCGCACGUGGCGCGAGGCCGAGCUGGACCCGCGGCCGCGCCGG